This is a messenger RNA of Schistocerca cancellata (South American locust), 1137 nucleotides long. RefSeq lists its product as uncharacterized. Bases 264 to 818 code for a protein of 184 amino acids. Lineage: Eukaryota; Metazoa; Arthropoda; Insecta; Orthoptera; Acrididae. The record is from RefSeq and is a predicted model, not a curated record. The transcript has 3 exons.
CAGAGGAAGAAAACAUUUUUCUUUCAUUUUGGGACAUAAGAAACUUUAAUGCCCUGAAUACUUACCUGAUGAGCUGUAAGGAAAUGGAACCGAAAAAGCGGAGCUAUCCAAAAAAGACUUCCAAGAAAAUAUCAUCCAGGGAUGUUACAUUUUCUUAUAAUGUGAGGGUAUGCGGAAUAGAAGUCAUGAUCUGCAAGUAAGCUUUCCUAAGGGUUCAUGGCUUACAGAUACAUGCACGAGGAGUGAGGAAUUUGCAACAUCAAAUGAAGCAGGGAUUUGCAGUGCCAAAAGAAGAUGGAAGAGGAAAAUAUGGAAACUACCCAUAUAAAUUUCAAGACGAAGCUGUACAAAGUGUUAGAGAAUUUCUCAACGCCAUACCGAAAUAUAACAGUCAUUACAGCAGGCAACAGAACCCCAAUAAAGUGUAUUUGGAUUGUGAUCUCACAACUGCUUCCUUAUUUCGAGAUAAAUACUUCGAAUACUGCAACGAAAAGCAGGAUCCUGCAGUAUCUGAAAGUAAAUUCAGAGAAAUUUUCGUAUCUGAAUUUAACAUAGGCUUCAAACCACCAAAAAGUGACACCUGUUCAAAAUGUGAUGGAUUUCUAAUUGCAAUAAAUAACCCAGAAUUAUGCGCAGAAGAAGUCACAGAAAGGAAACAACAAUAUGAACUGCAUCUCAUAAAGGCUGACAGAGGACAAAAUAUGAUUGGGUCUUUAACUGCUCUGGCUAAAGAAAAUUCGAAAGAUCAUCAUGUGAUAGCAAUGGACAUGCAGCAAAAAUUCCCCACACCUAAACUAACAGUAGGUCCACCAUUUUAAAAGAGGAAAAUAUGGACAUACAACUGUGGUAUCCACGACUGUGGAUCAAAUAAGAAUUAUAUGUUUCUGUGGAGCGGGAAAGAUGGAGGACGGUGCUCAGAUGAGGUUGGGAGCUGCUUAUUGAAGUACUUGGAGAUAACUAAUCCUCAGACAAAACAUCUCCACAUAAUCAUAGACAACUGCAAGGGUCAGACAAAGAAUUGGAAAGGUCCCUUGUUGCUACCAAAAGAUUUGAUUCUGUCCAGCAUUACUUCCCUGUAGUAGGUCACACCAUGCUACCUUGCGAUCGUGAUUUUGGUUGCAUUGAAUGGUAUGCAAG